Molecule: messenger RNA, 738 nt
Organism: Lathyrus oleraceus (garden pea)
Lineage: Eukaryota; Viridiplantae; Streptophyta; Magnoliopsida; Fabales; Fabaceae
Exons: 2
Coding region: 1-738 (245 amino acids)
Source: RefSeq, a predicted model, not a curated record
AUGAAUCUAUUGAAGGAUGCUAGAUUGAUAAAGAUUGUUUCAGAUAUUAGACUUUGCUAUGAAAAUAUUAUUAAAGAGUUUAUUGUGAACCUAUCUCCUGAUUGCAAUAUUGAAGGAAGUCAAAAGUAUAAAAAGGUUUAUGUUAGAGGGAAAUGUGUGAAGUUUUCACCCUCCAUUAUUGAUGCAUAUCUGGAAAGAAACAAGUCAGGUGAGUCUGGAAAAGUUCUCUCCAUGGACAAUAUUUCCAAGGAAAUCAUUGUUGGACAAGUGAAACAAUGGCUCAGUAAAUGGUUACUUUAUUGUGGCAAACUGAGUGUGAAGUAUGUUGUUUUGAACAGGAUAGACCAUGAAACAUGUUACUCAUAUGUUGUCAAGCUUCCAAUAGCUCUCCCUUUCUUAAUUACUGAGAUCAUCUUGAAGCAGCACCCCAAUAUAGUGCAUGUUGAAGAAAUGAAGAACAAGAAGCCUCUGCCACUGACUCUUAACAAAAAGUUGAUUGUGGGGACACAUGUCCCAGACAUUAUGGUCAAGCAUCAUGGUCAGACUGUUGUUGGAAUCUCUUCACCUGCAUCCAAAGCCACCAGAAAAAAUAUGUUGUCUGAGCUGAUGGAAGUUUCAAAAGCUUUGCAAGAAACUAUUACCCCAAGUACCAUAAAAAAGAGGAGUGUGGAUGGCUUGAUCAAAAUUCUAACCAAGGAGAAUGAUGUUGAGGAUGAAGACAAAGUUGUCACUGAAUAA